Molecule: messenger RNA, 1176 nt
Organism: Ogataea angusta
Lineage: Eukaryota; Fungi; Ascomycota; Pichiomycetes; Pichiales; Pichiaceae
Exons: 1
Coding region: 1-1176 (391 amino acids)
Biological process (GO): biosynthetic process
Source: RefSeq, a predicted model, not a curated record
AUGUUGUUAUCGUCAAGAGUUUUGGAUAGACCAGCUGUGGGCUAUCUCAAAAGACAGAUAUCAAACAUUGGAUACUCAAAACAAGAACACGAAAUUCUCUGGCGCGAAGAGAAAUUGAGUAAAGCCAGGAAUGAUUGCAUGGAUUUGUUACAGAAACAUGACGUUUCCUCGUAUCUUCUCUCCAAAUUUUAUCCCAGGGAGCUUCGAGAUAUGUUUCUUGUGGUAAAAGCGUUCAAUUCAAACCUCGCAAAGAUUGCACUUGGCUCGAGCAUUGAAAGCAAUCAAUUUACCAAACUGAAGUUUGGAUUCUGGCAGGAACAACUUGAUCGUUGUGAGCGGGAUAUCUCUAGCUCACCCAAUAGCACCCUUCCAAGAAAUAUGGGGGAGCCAGUUGUUACUUUGGCUAGAGAAUGUCUUAGAAAGGGAAUCAAGCUCAACUUUGACAAUUUACGUCAAAUGAUUACCAGCUACCAGCAUUUUUGUACAGAUGAAGGAGUUCGAGGUUUCAAAGACACAUACUCAAUUUGCUCCUUUGGUGAAGGGGUGUUUUCACAAAUAAACUAUACCCUUCGAGAUGCUCUGUUUUCUCCAAAAUUUCCUGAAACCUCAAGGUUUUCCUUGGAGCUAAUGGAUUGUAUUGGGAAAGAAAGGCUAGAAAACCUUCUGAAUGAUAUCUAUGCGCAUCUUGGACAAUCUACGGCCAUCGCGUCGUUUUUGCUUGGAUCUAGAUACUAUGCGACCUCAAGAUCUCAAGUUUUAUUACCUGCUGACUCAAUCGCAAAACAGAAUAUCUCACAGGAGGAGAUACUUAGAUUUUUACAAUCUGAAGACUCAAGCCAACAGAUAGACGAAAAAGUAAGAGAACUUGUAUUUGAUGUUGCUACCGUUGCUAACGAUCAUUUGUUAAGCGCUCGAAUAAAGUUCAAUGAUCUCAAAAGUGAAAUACAUAAUCUGGUUGAUAAAGAAGGGAGCCUUGAGUUAAAACUAGGAUGGGAGCAGUUAAACCAUGGAGUUCCCGAUGCCAUGUUUCUCCCAAUGAUGAACGGGCUUCCUACUGUUUGCUUUCUUGAAAAACUUGAAAAGUAUGAUUUCGAUAUACGAAAUCCUAACUUGAGUAUCAAAGACUGGAGGCUUGCCUGGAAAACGUACAGGUCUUAUAGCAAUAGGGUUAUUUAG